Molecule: messenger RNA, 2873 nt
Organism: Microtus oregoni (creeping vole)
Lineage: Eukaryota; Metazoa; Chordata; Mammalia; Rodentia; Cricetidae
Gene: Vamp1
Product: vesicle associated membrane protein 1
Exons: 5
Coding region: 153-509 (118 amino acids)
Biological process (GO): SNARE complex assembly; vesicle-mediated transport; vesicle fusion
Cellular component (GO): SNARE complex; plasma membrane
Molecular function (GO): SNAP receptor activity; syntaxin binding
Source: RefSeq, a predicted model, not a curated record
GCACCUGCAGUAAGUUCCACAGCAGUUAGAGUUCCGGGUAGCGCGUGUGAGGCGGAGCUCCGCAGUUCCGUCUGCUUCAUCCGCAGCGGCUCCCUGUCUGUCUCGUUGCAUUCUCCAGAGAGGGACGGACCUCCACUUCCUCUAUCAGAAAAAUGUCUGCUCCAGCUCAGCCACCCGCUGAAGGAACAGAAGGGGCUGCCCCAGGUGGAGGUCCUCCUGGUCCUCCUCCUAAUUUGACCAGUAAUAGACGACUACAGCAAACCCAGGCACAAGUGGAGGAGGUGGUGGACAUCAUGCGUGUGAAUGUGGACAAGGUCCUAGAGAGGGACCAGAAGCUGUCAGAGUUGGAUGACCGAGCUGACGCCUUGCAGGCCGGAGCGUCACAGUUUGAGAGCAGCGCUGCCAAGCUGAAAAGGAAGUACUGGUGGAAAAACUGCAAGAUGAUGAUCAUGCUGGGAGCUAUCUGUGCCAUCAUCGUGGUCGUUAUUGUAAUCUACUUUUUUACUUGAGAAUGUGCCAUCCCGUCUCUGUUCUCCAUUGCCAUCCAAGUUCAUGUCUUUUUCUUCCUGUCUGCUCUCUCAGCCAACUCCUUCAUCUGCCUGUCCCCAUUCUAGCCCAGGCUUCUCCGUCACCCAUGCCUCCUUUUCUGUUGCAACCGUUUGCACUCUUCCUUCACACCAGAAAUGCUGCGCGUGGCCGGUCGUGACGUCACUACCCAAAGAGCAACAGCUGGCACCCCCUCCUCACCCCAGAGCUUAAAAGUGCUGUGGCCAGGGUGUCUGAGAAGCUGGCAUGGCCGAGGGAAGGAGAAGGGUGUUUGUCUCCAGCUAGGCUGGCCUUCAGCACGAGGGACCCAGACUACUUGGGAAGUAAUGACUUGCUGCCUGUUUUAUAUAAUAGUUGGUAACCACUACCCUGGAAUCUUUCCUUCAUACCAGGCCGGUCUCGGGUCCCAGAGGUCUGUGUAAAGACACAAGUCAAACUGGAAUUUUGUAGUUACUGCUUGUCUGUCAGUGUAAGAUGUUCUGUGUCUUUGGGGAACUUUACAGCCUUAGACAUUGUUCUCUGUGGGCCUAGAAAACAAGUACUCACUGAUUAUAAAAACAGCAGGAGACUCUUACAUCUUCCUAGAAGCCAUCCCACAUGCCUCUGUCUAGGAGGAGCCGCUGUCUCUUCAUCUUUUCUGAACUGUUCUAUGUUGCUCAUGAGGGCACCAAAUGAUUCCAAUCAGCUUUGAAAUAGCAAGCAUUUGAGAACAUGCUUCUUGCCAUCUCAUUAUUGAAGUUCAGCCUCCCUUGCUGUUGAUAAUGGGAACUGGGUGUGAAAUGGUGAGACUCCCAGGCUCCCACAGAACCCCCUUCUCCACACCUUUCUCUCAUUCUUGCCUGACAUAGGGAUGUGGCAGGAAGGCCUUUCCAGCAAAGCCCGCAGCUCAGUCUUGGAUGGGAGGGGUGCCAGCCUGUGACAGGUGUGCUGUGCACUGUGCCCGUGACAGGUGUGCUGUGCACUGAGCCCGUGACAGGUGUGCUGUGCUCUGUGACAGGUGUGCUGUGCACUGUGCCCGUGACAGGUGUGCUGUGCUCUGUGACAGGUGUGCUGUGCUCUGUGACAGGUGUGCUGUGCACUGUGACAGGUGUGCUGUGCUCUGUGACAGGUGUGCUAUGCUCUGUGACAGGUGUGCUGUGCACUGUGCCCGUGACAGGUGUGCUGUGCACUGCGCCCGUGACGGGUGUGCUGCGCACUGCUGUCCCAGCAUGGGGCCUUGCAUCUGGAGCUGUCUGCUUCUCCUCCUUCAGUAUCUUCUCUGGAACCAUCCUCCCCCAUCUGAAUUCUGCAUUGCCUCCUCUCCUCCACUCCCUUUGCAUGCCCUGUGCGAAUAGAGGCUGAAACCUGAGGAUGGGAGCUGCUGCUGAGCCUCACAGAGGAUGCGCAUGCCAUAAACCCAGGUGCUAGGGGGGAGUGCAGGAGGGGGUGCUCUCAGGACUUUAUUACUUCUGUCCUCUGGUCAACAAGCAGGAGGAGGCUGGGGCCGUACCAGCCUGCGUGCCCCCUUUCCACGCAGCAGCAUUUCACUCUGCAAAACCAUCCUUCUUUCCCUUUGCCCAUUUCCCACAUUCCCUUCGUCCUGCCUCAGAGUGGGACUGAAGAGCUGAAGAAAGCAGUCAGUGUACUCUCCCAACGUCCCCCCGAAGCUCUCCACUAUCCUCUGGGCUUCUCUUUGCCUAGUGCAGGGGGGGGUCAUCGCUGGAGAAGAACCGACACUGUCCUCGAUGUACUCCGAGCCUGGAGCAAAUUUACCCGGUUGGCCCACCCAGUCCUAGCACGGGAAUUCAUUCCUGGGUUUCUGUCCCGCUAAGGCUUACCAGGUGUAGCUGGUUUUGUUCUUUUGGGGUGUUAGCCUUUUACUUUCUUUCUCACCCCACCCGAGCCCACUUCUGUGUCUUUGCAGUCUCUUUGCUCCCACCACCCGUGUGCAUGAGCAGUAAGCCUCUAACCCUGGGACUUUGCAGCCAGUGAAGCCAAGCUUCCCACAUCCCCUUCUUUGGUUUGUCAUGAGAUGAUGUGGGGUUUCUUUCCAUUGUGUCUGUCAUUGCCUCUGUCUUUUUCCUAACCCAGUCUCAUAGUUUAUGUAUAAAGUAGUAAGAGUUGUAUUUCCACCAAAGGCAUGUGACAUAUCUACCAAUUUCAUGUAUUCUCAAUGACGGCGAAAAAUACAAAUUCCUUCCACAACAUCAUUUUGGUUGUUGUUUGGGUUGUUGUGCCGGGGAGGGGAGAAGAGGGUGUCAUCCUAGGUUGGCUGUAGGCCAGAAGGGCUGCCUGGUGUGUGUUCUUCGGUCUUCCUGGAAAUUAAAGUCUCUGUGUUGGCAGAGGAA